CAUGUAAGUCCAAGGGGAAAUGUGACCCUCGCCGUUCUCAUGUCUUUCAUCGACGUCUUCACCAUCAUCGCCAACCUCACGGUCAUCGCCUCAAUGAUCUGGUCGCACGUCAGGCGCCGCAGAAACCUCCAUCGCGAGCUCAACAGCAACAACCACAUCACCAAGCUGCUCAUCGGCUCAACAGCUGUUGCCAACGUCUUCAUCGGGGUCUUCAUCAUGCCGCUUGGAAUACACGAGAUGAUCAACAGAGGCAAGUGGACGCUGGGCAAGCACAUGUGCCGAGCCCGUCUCACGGUCCUCAUGAUCCUCUGCACUGUGUCCGCCUACCACGUGAUGUGUUUGGCCUUAGACCGCUACAUGUCCGUGUGCAAACCGUUAAAGUACCGGCUACUCACGACCAAAAUUGGCCGCUCCAUGGCAGCGGCCUGCUGGGGAAUACCGGUCAUCUGUCUUACUGUGCCGUCCACAGCUGGGUGGCAUCUGAUGGGCUUCGAGGAAACUGCGGAGUGCAAUGAUCUGAAAAAAAUUUGUGACAUCAUUUACAAUUCAGCUUCUUUCGUUACACUAAUCGUUACAGCGCUCUACUUGCCCUUCAUAAUAUCGUUUAUUCUAUACACGCUUGUCCUCGUCGAGGUGAGAAAUUUUAAUAAACGAAAGACAAAAUAUCAUCGACAUGAGCGCCAGGAAAGUAUGUCCAUAUUUUAUAUCAGUGAUAUAUCUGUUGAGGACUCUCCGCAGAAUGCUGUUCAAUUAGGCAUCCAGGAGUUAACAAAUAGUGACGAAGUUUCAGGAAGAAACUAUCUUUCUGUGGCAUCUGCGAGUUCAUUUUCAGGAAAUUCCCAAAGCGAUAAAUUACAAAAGGAUGGAAAUGUCAUUCUUUCCAAGAAAUCCAGUACAUGUGUCAGCACAGGGUCCCAGCAAAUAUCAAACGGCAACAUGAGAGCCAUCUGUACCGUGGGCAGCAUCGUUGUCUGCUACACCGUCUGCUGGCUGCCCAUGUGGAUCUGCUCGAUGAUGGCCGUCCUUUUGUCAAGCGAAAUACCUUUCUGGGUGUUCGUUCUCAUCGUGUGGUUCGCCACGUCACACGCAGCUUUGAACCCGGUUUUGUUCUGUUUGAAUAGGUCCAUCAGACGAGCCGUCAAGUUAUUCCUGUGUCGCAAAUAUGAAUAA
Lymnaea stagnalis (great pond snail) is the source of this 1170-nucleotide messenger RNA. NCBI's taxonomy places the organism in Eukaryota, Metazoa, Mollusca, Gastropoda, Lymnaeidae. The record is from the annotation of a GenBank genome assembly.